CAUUGCCUCAGCAAGAAGAUAGACAGGUGGUGCAGAGCUCCUGCCCGGAUUGAUUGGAAAGGGGAGAAAACCUGUAACCACCCCUCGGCAAUAUGUCGCACAUAUUUGCUUAUGCAUUUUCAGUGCUCACCAAGGUCAGGAAAGUUGUCAGAGUCCCAGAAUCUGUAAUCACAGAGGUUUGUGCAUAACAUGAAUGCCCAGUGCCUACAGAAGCCAGGAGAGGACAAUGGAUCCCCUGGAACUGGAGCUGUGCAUUGCUUUAUCUCCCCUGAGUCUCCUGCUAAGCUUUACUGCUGCUAUGGAGUGAUCACAGUCCUCAGUGCAGCUGUUGUUGCUCUUUCUGUUGCUUUGUCAGUAAGAACUACAGAACAGAUCUCAAUCAAAAAUAUCUAUGCUGCUUGCCCGACCAAAUGGAUUGGAUUUGGAAAUAAAUGUUUUUAUUUUUCUGAAGACUUAAGUAACUGGACAUCUAGCCAGACCUUCUGCAGGGAACAAGAGGCCCAACUAACUCAAUUUGACAACGUGGAGGAGCUAGAGUUCCUAAAGAGAUACAAGGGGAUUUUUGACUACUGGAUCGGCCUGCACAGAGAGUCCUCAGAGGGCCCUUGGAGGUGGACAGACAACACUGAGUAUAACAGCGUGGUUCCCAUCCGAGGAGUGGAAAGAUAUGCCUACCUGAACAACAAUGGGAUCAGCACUGCCAGGAUCUAUGCAGAUCGAAGAUGGAUCUGUAGCAAGCUCAACAACCAUAGCCUCCACUGCCAGAUUCCUUUUUCUUCUGUGCAGCUUUAACCAAGAGAUGCUUCUUAGUCUGUUAUCUAUGGGUGUUACUCUUUCCCCUACUGUCCCACAUUGCUAUCAAAACGGAUUACGAAUAUUUUCUAAAAUCACAAAUGAAAAUCAUCUUGGAGAGCUGCACAUACAGGAGUUUACAAGAUCAUAGAUGAUUCUAAAAGAGAUAUUGGCACUCAUUCCUUAAGCCUAAAGUACAACUAACGUUAAUGACCCCCACUUUUAUAAUAUGAAGUUUUUGUGUAGUGAACUCCUUCUGAAUUUAUGAGACCACAAAAGAUGAGUCCUCCAAUGUGCAUGUGACCUUUAAAAAUGAAAGCAGAUUGGCUGGAGUGGUGACAUGCAUCUGUAAUCGCAGUUACUUAAGGGUUGAACCUGGAGGGUCACGGUUUCACGAGUGGGGACUGAAAGCAUGGAAAUGCCUUAAUAAUGAUAGGGAAGAUGAGAAUCAGUCUGUAGCAUCCCAUAACUUGGAGAAACAUAGUACACACACUUUUCAAAAUUCAAACCAACAUACAGAACAAUUUAAAAAGUGUGUGAAAUUAAGAUUUACUUCACACUCUGCAAUUUAAAUCAUGAGGCACAUUGGCCAAAUGUUUCUCUACUUUAGUUUUCAAUAUUCCUGUUUCCAAUUAUAUUGUUCUAAGCAUUCAUAUAAUUAUUUACUUAUCCUGUUCUAAGUAUAAUGCAUUUUAUAAGCAAAUGCCAUUUUAAUUUCACCAUUUUAUUGGAUUUGUUUUACAUCGAAUGUGAGUUAAACUCCUUAAGCAUCUAAUACUUAACUUUACACUAGCAUGUAUAUUAUUGGGUCUUUAAAAAUCUAUUUAAAAUCUUACAGAGUUAGCUACCCCAUACCGAUGAGUCCCAAAAAGGAUGAAAUAACCAGUUAAAAAGCAUCUCCUGAUCUCUUCAUCCCUUCUUCUUUUAAAAGACUAUAUAUCUACUUGACAUGCCAAAGGGGAGGUGAUAUCUAUGGGAGGUCUUCAGGUCUCUGAGGAGAAAGGGAUGGAGAAAUGGGGGAAGCAGAGGGGAGAGGCACAUAUGGGAAGGGAGAAGGGAAGGGAAAUUAACAAAAGAAUGCAAAAACUCUACAUUUGUACUGACUUUAUUUAUGCUUAUUGCUUGUAAAUAUGUAUAUAUUUGCCCUACUUCUGCUAGGCAGUUAACACAGAGACAGCACAGGCAGAGAUCAGACAGGACCAGAAGGGAUCAGCUCCCUGCUUACUAUGAGUGGCCACGUGGAUGCUGGAAAUGGAGCAGGAACAGGCGCUCCUAACUGCUGAGCCCUCUUUCCAGCCUUCUUGUCUCCCUUUUAUUGGCACUGCUGAUCAAGCUUUGCAAAAGUAGCCAGUAGUUUCCUGCAGCUUUUGUAAAUUUUAUUUUCUUUUAUGAAUGUGGGUGCUCUUGUAUUUAGAGCAUAUAUGUUCAGAAUUGAGAGUUCAUUGUGGUAGAUUUUUCCUUUGAUGAGUAUUUAAUUUCUUUCUUUAUUUCUUCCUCGACCAAGUUAUCAUUGAGUAGAAUGUUGUUCAGUUUCCAUAUUUGUGUGGACUUUCUGUUGUUUUUGUUUUUAUUGAAGACCAGCCUUAGCCCUUGGUGAGCUGAUAGGGUGCAUAGAAUAAUUUCAAUCUUCUUAUGUCUGUUGAGGUCUGUUUUGUGACCCAGUAUGUGGUCAAUUUAGGAGAAGCACUGUGAGGUGCUGAGAAGGUAUAUUCUUUUGUUUUAGGAUAAAAUGUUCUAUAGAUAUCUGUCAAAUCCAUUUGGUUCAUAACUUCUGUUAGUUCCACUGUUUCUCUGUUUAGUUUGUGUUUCCCUGAUCUGUCCAUUGAUGAGUGUGGGGUGUUGAAGUCUCCCACUAUUAUUGUGUGGUAUGCACUGUGUGCUUUGAGCUUUACAAAGUUUCUUUUAUGAAUGGGUGCCCUUGUAUUUGGAGCAUAUAUUUUCAGAAUUGAGAGUUCAUCUUGGUAGGUUUUUUUUCUUUGUGAGUUUGAAGUGUCCUUCCUUGUAUUUUUUAAUUGCUUUAGGUUGGAAGCCAAUUUUAUUUGACAUUAGAAUGGCUACACCAGCUUGUUUCAUGGGACCAUUUGCUUGGAAAAUCGUUUUCCAGUCCUUUACUCUGAGGUAGUGUCUGUCUUUGGGGCUGAAGUGAGUUUUCUGUGUUCAGCAAAAUGUUAGGUCCUGCUUAUGUACCCAGUCUGUUAGUCUUUUUUACUGGAGAAUUGAGUCUAUUGAUAUUAAGAGAUAUUAAUGAGAAGUGAUUGUUGCUUCCUGUUAUUUUUGUUAUUCGAGUUGGAGUUAUGUUAGUGUGUCUCUCUUUUUGUUUUAUUAAAGGAUGAUUAAUUUCGUGCUUUUUCUAGUGUGUAGUUUCCCUUCUUUUGUUGGUGUUUUUCAUUCAUUCAUUCAUUCAUUCAUUAUCCUUUGGAGAGCUGGAUUUGUGGAAAGAUAUUGUGUAAAUUUGUUUUUGUCAUGGAAUACCUUGGUUUCUCCAUCAAUGGUAAUUGAGAAUUUUGCUGGGUAUAGUAGUCUAGGUUGGUAUUUGUGUUCCCUUAGGGUCUGUAUGAUAUCUACCCAUGAUCUUCUGGUUUUCAUAGUCUUUGGUGAGAAGUCUGCUGUAAUUCUGAUAAGUAUUCCUUUAUAUGUUACUUGUCCCUUUUCCCUUACUGCUUUUAAAAUUCUUUCCUUGUUUAGUACAUUUGGUGUUUUAAUUAUUAUGUGAUGAGAGGAAUUUAUUUUCUGGUCCAAAUUAUUUGGAGUUCUGUAGGGUUCUUGCAUGGUCAUUGGCAUCUCUUUCGUUAAGUUAGGGAAGUUUUCUUAUAUAAUUUUGUUGAAGACAUUUACUGGCCCUUUAAGUUGGAAAUCUUCACUCUCCUCUACACCUAUAAUCCUUAGGUUUGGUCUUCUCAUUUUGUAUUGGAUUUCCUAGAUAUUUUGGGUUAGGUGCUUUUUUUACAUUUUUCAUUUUCUUUGAUUCUUGUUUCAGUGCUUUCUAUUUUAUCUUCUGCCUCUGAGAUUCUAUCUUGUAUCUCUUGUAUUUUGUUGUUGAUACUUGAAUCAAUGACUCCUGACUUCUUUCCUAGGUUUUCUUGUCCAUUGUUGUUACACUUUGUGAUUUUUUUUUAUUAUUUCUACCUCCAUUUUUAGAUCCUGGAUGAUUUUGUUCAAUUCCUUCACCUGUUUUGUUGUACUUUCCUGUAGUUCUUUAAGGGCUUCUCCCUGUUUACUUGUGUUCUCCUGUAUUUCUUUCAGUGAGUUAUUUAUGUACUUCUUGGAGCCCUCUAUCAGCAUCAUGAGCUGUGAUUUUAAAUUCAAAUCUUGCUUUUUUGGGUGUGUUGUGGUAUCCAAGACUUGCUGUGUGGGAGAAUUGGGUUCAGAUGUUGUCAUGUUGCCCUGAUUUCUGCCGGUAAUGUUCCUGUAUUUGCCAUUUGCCAUCUGGUUAUCUCUGGUGUUAGUUGGUCCUGCUGCCUUUGGUGGGUGCUGCUCCCUCCUAUGUGCCUACAAGCCUGUCUCAGCACUGACAAGCAGACAAGAGAGAGAUCAAGCAAAUUCUUUUAAAUAAACAGUAAAAAUUUACAGUUGAA
Molecule: messenger RNA, 4367 nt
Organism: Apodemus sylvaticus (European woodmouse)
Lineage: Eukaryota; Metazoa; Chordata; Mammalia; Rodentia; Muridae
Product: C-type lectin domain family 2 member G-like
Exons: 7
Coding region: 190-792 (200 amino acids)
Cellular component (GO): external side of plasma membrane
Source: RefSeq, a predicted model, not a curated record